Messenger RNA from Labrus bergylta (ballan wrasse), 5924 nucleotides. It is a transcript of the gene rubcn, whose product is annotated as rubicon autophagy regulator. Gene Ontology annotation, cellular component: early endosome; late endosome. Lineage: Eukaryota; Metazoa; Chordata; Actinopteri; Labriformes; Labridae. The record is from RefSeq and is a predicted model, not a curated record. Gene Ontology annotation, molecular function: phosphatidylinositol phosphate binding. Gene Ontology annotation, biological process: negative regulation of autophagosome maturation; negative regulation of endocytosis.
GUUGAACUUGUGUUUUAAACAUUUUUUUUUACACUCUUCGGUUUCAAGCAGUAUUUUGACCCCUUUGGCGCUCCGUACCAACACGGGAGAAACCACCGCCCACAGGUCAUGCGGCCUCCACUGUUUUGAUCUUAGACAGCUCGUGUAACCAGGAGUUGGAGAUGACGGAAGACUGGAAGUCCGGGUAGCUACUUCAAGUCGCCCUGUAAAAAAAAUAAAUCAUUUCUUCUGAAUAAGUCAGAGGUGGAGGGGGGGAAAGCUGGCAGCUUUGUGCGGUACUCGGUUCCGCCCGGAUGACAUGGAGGUCUCUGCGGAGGGAGAGGCGGAAGAGCGGAGGAGGGAGCAAUGGAAGCUGCUGUCCAGCCUGAAGACCACAGUAGAGGGUCUCGUUUCCACCAACAAUCCCAAUGUGUGGUCGCGUUACGGCGGCCUAGAGCGGCUGCACAAGGACAUGAACAACGUCCUGAGCCAUGGACUGAAGAAUGAACAGGUUUACUACAAGCAGAGAGACUACUGGCCCUUUGUGUGGUGUGUUCGCUACAUCAGCCCCCACCUUGCCUCGCAUGUUGAACAGUUCAGUCACCUGGAGCCGAUCGUCAGCGGUGGGAUGAAGAUGGCCGGUGAAAGCUACAAGGCAGAGCGCUGGCUGCUUCACAGCCUACAGGUCCACAUGCUGUCGGCUCAGCUCCGACCACUCCUCCGUCAUCUGGGACAUACGCGCAAAUUCUACAGCGAUUAUGCCUUUCUGCUGAGCGAGCCGCAUGUGACUGCCAUGUUCCAGUGUCUGGAAGCUGUGGAGCAGAAUAACCCCAAACUGUUGGCCCAAGUAGACACUGUCGGGCUGUCCCCUCUGAAGGGCCCUCCAUGUAUGGGCCUGUUGAAGAGCCAGAGCCUGUGUGUGCUGCCAGGGGCCGGUGGGGCUUGGAGGAUUGCUGACUUGGCUCUCAGAGCAGAACCUCUAAAUCGGAGACUCACCACCUCCAACUGUUCCCUCCGAGAAGCAGUCGUCACAACCAGCCACAACUCUGGCAGCACUACGGGAGUCGGACCCCAAAACGGCAACAGCACAAACACUACCUCUACCCCAGCCAGCAGCCUGGGGGCUCCCUGGGUGUGUGUGUCCAGGCCAGAAGAGAGCGAGCAAGGUGUGACGCCCCCUCCUGGCACGAUUUCGGUACCUUGCAUUUCCCUCACGGAGCCGCUCUUGCCCACCUCCCUUCAGCCUGAGGCAGGGGACUCCUGUGAUGGGGACUACGAUGAUGGUCCAGAGUACCUGGCUAUUGGUAACCUUGGACAACGCAGUCGCCGUGACUCCAGGGGCUCUACCCACAGUAGUGAGCAGGGGGAGACCCAGGACCAGCCCCUGCAACGGGGUUCCCUGCUUCCGCCCCAACCCAGACGCUCAUCCUUCUCAGAGGGCCAGAGGGGGCCGAGUCGGGAGUCCCGAGGACACACGCGCUCGUUUUCUGACACGGGGGUCAAUCAGAAACUCAGGAAUGAAUCAGCUGGACAGGACUGUUUGAAGGACUACAGCCCCUUCACGACCCCGCACAGUGAUGCCAGCUCCCCCGGCUCACUCUACAUGGAGUCUCAUGGGUCUCAGUACAGCAGCAUUCCAGAUGGGAUGUUCAGGAAGCCAUCAGAGGGUCAGAGCCUCAUCAGCUACCUGUCAGAGCAGGACUUUGGCAGCUGUGCUGACCUUGAAAAGGAGAACGCUCAUUUCAGCAUUUCAGAGUCCCUUAUUGCUGCCAUCGAGCUGAUGAAGUACAACCUGCGGCGUCAGGAGGAGGAGGGCGAGGAGGAGGGAGACAGUGACUCUGAGAUUCAGCAGCUCAAACAGAAGAUCCGUCUACGGAGGCAGCAGAUCCGGCACAGUCGGCUGCCGCCCUGCGCGACCUCCCAGCACAUUUUCCAUUCCACUGACAGUGGCGGCUCCAGGAGGAGCUCUCAGGACUCCUGUCAGGGCCUGUCGGACUCCGGCUCGGCUGAGGAGGUGGAGGAAUGCGAGCUACGAGAUGGCUGUGAGGGUCAGUCCCUGCUGGCGGUGUCUCAGAGUGGCCUCUCCCUGUCACUCGCCUCCCUCUUCUCAGAUGCAGACAUUAAACGUAGCGUAAGCUCCAGCGGCAGGUCUUUCCUCAGCUCAGAUUCCAUUUCUCCAUCCUUCCUCCAGUCAAACUCCGCUGAGUCGGUAGCGAUGGGUUUACUCCGGCAGUUUGAGGGAAUGCAGCUUCCAGCAGCCUCGGAGCUUGACUGGCUGGUCCCAGAACACGACGCUCCGCAGAAGCUGUUGCCCAUCCCCGACUCUCUGCCCAUCUCACCUGAUGAUGGCGAACACGCAGACAUCUAUAAGCUGAGGAUUCGAGUCCGAGGCAACCUUGAGUGGGCACCGCCCCGACCGCAGAUCAUCUUCAACAUUCAUCCAGCCCCCAAGAGGAAGAUCGUUGUUUCCAAACAGAACUACCGCUGCGCUGGCUGUGGCACACGCAUCGAUCCCGAUUAUAUCAAGCGACUGCGUUACUGUGAAUACCUCGGCCGUUACUUCUGCCAGUGCUGCCAUGAGAACGAGGCGGUGGUGCCCGGCAGAGUGUUGAGGAAGUGGGACUUCAGCAAGUACUAUGUCAGCAACUUUGCCCGGGAUCUGCUGAGCAAGAUCGCAGGAGACCCGCUGUUCAACCCCAGUGACAUCAACAGCGGUCUGUACAAGAAGAUCAAAGCUCUUGAGGCCGUCAGGGUUUUAAGGAUGCAGCUGUUUCACAUGAAAAAUCUCUUCAAGACGUGCCGCUUUGCUAAAGAGGUGCUGGAACAGUUCGACAGCCUUCCUGGUCACCUGACAGAAGAUCUUCACCUCUUCUCCCUCAAUGACCUCAGUGCCGUGCGCAACGGAGACCUGGCUCCCCGAAUGAAAGAGCUGCUCAAACUUGGUACCAUACAUGCAGCUGGCUGUGUGCUGUGCCAGGCCAAGGGCUUUGUGUGUGAGUUCUGCGGCAAUGACAAAGACAUCAUCUUCCCCUUCCAGCUGAACAAGUGCCAGCGCUGCGAAGAGUGCCACGCGUGUUACCAUCGCAACUGCUUCCGGGCGGGGAAAGACUGCCCUCGAUGUCAACGGCUGGCAGAGCGGAGGGAGAGGAUGGCGCGCAAAAACAUGGAGGAGCAAGAGGACGAGGGAGGUGGGACCCAGUCAUAACUCAGAGACAAAUGAUGAUGAGCACAAUGCGACCAUGAUUGUAGUGACAGAACACCUCUCUACGUUCCAGCCCGCUCAGACCUGGGUGACAAUACUCGUUGAAAACGAAUGAUUUGAUCUGCAGAAGUGUGCUACAUGUGCAGCUUUUUGCUACAUUAGAUGUGUGAGUGAUAUGUGAGACAUCAGCAGGAUCAUGAUCACUGAUUUUCAGCUGCAUUGAGUUUAAGCUAAGCCCCUUUCACACCUGCACUUUACUCUGUGUGUAGGGAUCUGUUUUUAGUGCCGUUUACUAAUCAAGACUCUUUUCAAGGAAACAUAGCUUUAAAAAAAAAUCGUACAUUUCUCUUUAAUAAGACAUCCAGUUUUUAACAAGAAAUAAUGUGAUUCCUUUUCUCCAAUCGUUUUGAGAAAUGCUGCGUACAAAGAACUGUGGAGACAAACUAAAGUGUGAAAAAACUAAACGUCCUGGCACUGUGUCCCUUUGUACUCAAACUAAUAUAUUCCCAUUUCAGGAGAUGAGAUGAACACGUAUUUGCGUAGACUGUUGUACCCAGGUUUGAAAUUCCUCCUUCCUUCAACUGCAGCUUCUGGCCACUGCUUCAACUCUGAUCUUUUUAAUAGCUACUGGCUUAGCUGAAGUUUGUUGUUUAUUUUGGGUUUUUUUGCGGCCUAAAACUGCAGGAAUUGUUUUAAAAACGAAUCAAAUGGCAAGUAAAAUGUAGAUCUCUUUUAUGAUUUGAUAGAUUUUCAGUGCUAUACACUGUAUUGAGAACUCCAGGAGGGUUUAUUAUCAUCUGAAAGAUAUUGGAGAUAUUUAACCACUCAUUUUUUUUUUUUUGCUUGCCAGUGUUCAGUAUUUUUAACGUUAUUUUAGCCACACGUACAAUAUGUGCCUGUGGGACCAAUGAACUUAGACUGGUAGAGCUGGUGGAGUUACAUUGGCACGUUUAAUUUAUAGAAGGGCUGGGUCAAUGUUGCAAAGAUUUUUAAUGAAACUGCAAAUGCUCCUACUUUGUGCUGCUUUGAGUGAUUGGGGGGUGUGUGUGGGCGCGCGCGUGUGUGUGUGUACUAGAAAAAGCUUUGUGUGAGUGUGUGUGCACGUGUCUACCUGCUGUUCAAGCAGCCAUGCACAAAAGGUUUGCACCAGCCUAAUCAGCACUUGCCUGUUUUCUAACAUUUUGUAAUAGAAUAAGAGAGAGAGAGAGUGUGUCCAGGUGAUUGCACUGAUCCUGUCUGUUUUUGUUUGUUGUUGUUGUUGGUGGGGAGAGUUUGAGGCGUCACACUAAGGAGAAUAUUUUUUUUUCCGGUUCAUUUCCAAGAACACAAACCAUAGCAGUGAAAAAGUUACUGUCUCUGUCAGGGAGCUCUUGUCACCUGGGUUGCACUUUAUUGUAAAAUAAGAGAUCUGUAGUUUGAUGAAUAAAAAACAUCCUCUUGGAGAGGAUGGAGAACAAUCCUGAUCAAAGUGCAUACAUCAAUUCUUCUUAUUUAAAUGUUUUUUCUCCUGCAACAGAUUUUAGAUAAUAAGUCUAGUACAGUGGUUCCCAACCUGACUGACUUUUUUACAUGAAUGGUUUGACAUUUUGAUUUAAUAAUAAAUAAUGUAGCUCAGCUUAGCAUGAAAACUGUAAACUGCUGGCAAGUACUCCUUCUGCCUCUAUUGCCAUUACUUAAUAUGAACAGGUUGUAUCCUGUUGUAUUCUUACAAAAAUUGGCAUUAUGUGUUUUUACUACUAUUUCAAGAGUAUUUCACUGUCGGGAUCCCGUCACUUCUUGCAAUCCCUGUUUAUUUCCAGACAACAUGUAGUGCUAAAAACAGGUUGCUGGUUCCAUCUACCGUAUUGCAAAGAAGCAUUCAAACGUCAUUCCUCAAAAAUGUUGAACUAUUCCUUUAAUUAGAGUAACAUUUACAUGUGCACCUUUUUCCACACGGUUUUAACCAUCUUAACCAAACCAGCUUUUUUUCCUUUUAAUUUACUUGAUAGUUUCUUAAUUGCUGAAAACUUUUUCUCUGGAGUAGAGCAGAUAUCGGAAAUGUGUGUGUUUUUAACACUGCACUUUCAAACAUCUGAUAUUCCCAUCAAAUAAACUGUGGUGGCUGGGAACCACUGAGCUAAAAAAAAACAUGUAACAUGCCUUUUACUACUAAUUUGCACUUUUUAAUUAUUUGUUGAGGCUAUUUUUGCUUCCACAGCCCCAUACAAGUUGUUUCAAUGGUUUAUUUUUGAUAAAUUAGAUUAACAAUAAGAAGAAAUGAAAUUCAUCCCAUAGGUAUUGACUAGAAGAAAACAAACAAAUGAAGAACAUGUGCAACCCACAGAUUGAAGCCCUGACUUAUGAAAGGAUAAAGCUCCAGAGGACAUCCCAUCCUCAACAGCAUUUCCUCUCUGUGUACAAUCUUUCACGAGGUAAACAAACUGUCAUGAGACUUCCUGAAGCAACACGUGUCAUAUUCACCUCCCUAAGCCCUCACAGAAAGAUACUAACUGCAUUUAAACGAAAACGCAGAACUCUUUAGCUCCUGAACCAAGUGACGCCUGAACCCUGCUCCUCUCAGCAGACUGUUUGUCCUUAAAGACUGCCCUUAACAUGGAGGCGUGUGGAGGUUUAAAGUGCACUACAGAAUAAAAUGUCUGUUAUUAAACAUUUUAAUCUUCUUUAUUUUGAUUAUCUUUAUUGUUUGAAUUAAUUUGCCUUCGUUCUGUAAUUAUGUUGACAAUAAAAGACUGGCUAGACUGUU